GAGUAACCGAGUGGAGGCUGAAUGAUCCCGCCGGGCCUCGGCACGGUGCUCUGCCUGCUGCGGCUUGACGAAAUCACUCCAGCGCGUUGACCUUUGCAAAGUGGUGACCGAAGCGUGAGAUGCGGUGACGAGGUCUGAGGUGGCAAGGAUGCAGUCGCUGGCCCAGGAUCAGUCAAAGGCACCUGCUUGUCCAACCGACGGGAAGGAGAAGGAGCUGCGCUCGGGCGAGGAGUGUGACAAGGAGCUCAACUCAGAGCCCGAAGCCAUGGAGGCCCGAGAGGAGGAAGCCGAGUUUAACUGGCAGGAGCGCCUGGAGGAGUUGGGGGCCAUCGCCGCCCCGCACACGGCCUUCAAACACGUGGAGGUGAGCCUGCGGAGCAGCUUCCAGCCGGGCAUGAAGCUGGAGGUGGCCAACAAGGGCGCGCCCGACACGUACUGGGUGGCCACCGUGGUGGCCACCUGCGGCCAGCUGCUGCUGCUGCGCUUCAGCGGCUACGGCGACGACCGCAGGGCCGACUUCUGGUGCGACGUCAUGACCGCCGAGCUGCACCCGGUGGGCUGGUGCGUCCGCAACCGCAAGACCCUCAGGCCCCCCCAAGCCAUCCGCGAGAAACACGCAGAUUGGACGGAGUUUCUGGUGGGCGACUUGACCGGUUCCAGGACGGCGCCGGCGAACCUGCUGGAGGGGCCGCUGCGAGGGAAGAACACGGUGGACCUGAUGGUGCAGGGCUCCGUCCUGGAACUGCGCGACGCGGCGGAGCCGUUCCUGUACUGGCCGGCGCGCGUGAUGCGCAACGUCGGCGGGCGGCUGCGUCUCCGUCUCGCCGGCCUCUCGGACGAGCAUCGGGCUCGGGACGUGUGGCUCUUCUACCUGGACGUCAGGCUCCGCCCCCUCGGGUGGGCGCAGGAGAACCGCUUGGCAUUGGAGCCGCCCGCAGAAUUGCGUCCCCUCAAGAGCGCCGGCGACUGGGAGCGCGCUUUGGAGGACGCCAGACGAGACGGCCAGACGAGCGCCGUGCCGCCGGAGGUGUUCAAGGACCACGCCGACCCGCCUGCGCACGCCUUCGAGGUGGGCAUGAAGCUGGAGAUGGUUUCUCUGUGGGAGCGCCUGCGCAUCUGCCCCGUUUCCGUCACCAAGGUCUUCGACGACAACUACUUCCAAGUGACGGCGGACGACCUGGCGGCUGACGGCGAAGCGCGCUCGGCGUUGUGUCACGCCGCCUCUCCGGGCAUCAUGCCCAUCCAGUGGUGCCUGAAGAACGGCGCCGGUCUGGAGAGGCCGCGCGGCUACCAGGGGCGCGACUUCGACUGGGCCGACUACCUCAAGCGGGGCGGCGCCGAAGCCGCCCCCGACGCCUGCUUCCCCGACACGUGGCGGACUCGGACCUUCGCCAAGGACACGUGGCUGGAGGCGGUGCACCCCGAGCGCCCGGCGGAGAUCUGCGUGGCGCAGAUCACUCAAGUGCGAGGGCGACUCUUGUGGCUGCGACUGGAAGGUGCGCACAAGCAGUUUUGCGAGAUCAUCGCCGACGUGGAGUCCAUGGACAUCUUUCCUGUGGGCUGGUGUGAGGCCAACGCCUAUCCUCUCAACCUGCCGUUCAAACCUGCCGUCGGCAAGCACCGCAAGAUUGCCGUGGUCCAGCCCGAGAAGCAAUUGGCGCCGUCCCAGCCCGCCGAGCCGCCUCCCGCCAACCACUGCCAGCCUCCCCCCAAUGACGCAGCCAACGGCCGCUACUGCUGCUCCAAGGUGUUUGUCAACCACCGCUGCUUCUCGGGGCCGUACCUCAACAAGGGACGCAUCGCCGAGCUGCCGCAGACGGUGGGACCCGGCAAGUGCACUCUGGUUCUCAAAGAGCUCCUCGGCAUGCUCAUCAACGCCGCCUACAAGCCCGGACGCGUCCUCAAGGAGCUGCAGGAGCUGGAGGAUCCCAGCUGGGACUGCCAGGAGGAGACUUUGAAAGCCAAAUACAAAGGGAAAACGUACCGCUCCAGCAUCAAAAUCGUGCGCCUGGCCGACCUCAUCCCGGACUUCUGCCGCAAAGUGUGCGUCAAGCUGCAGUGCUGCCCCAACCUCGUCGGCCCCGCGCUUGUCCCCGAAAAGUGCCCCGAGAGCUGCUUUGUGCAGACCAAGACCAAAUACACUUAUUACUACGGGAAGAAAAGGAGGCUGCCCAAGCCGCACGGAGGCGAGGACGCGGCGGCGGGAGAGCAGCUCAAACCGAAGCGCAAGAAGCGCAAGAGCAUCUUUGUGCAGAAGAAGCGGCGCUCUUCGGCGGCGGACUUCACGACCGCCGGCUCGGCUCAGGAAAGCGAGGAAGACGAAGAGGACGGGGCAUCGCGCUCGGGCAGCGAGGGCGCCGGCUCAGAACCCCGCGACGAGCUGACGGACGCGUCCUCGGCGGAGACCGUCGGGGGCCGCGCGCGCCGCGCCGCCGCGUCGCGCAAGGCCGAGGCCGCCGGCGGUCAGGAGGCGCCGGACGCCAGGCGGAGGUCUACGCGUCAGCGCCUCGGCAAGCACCGAGCGCCCAAAGACGACGACGCGCAGGAGGAGGAGGAGGAGCCUCUCGUUCUGGACAAAAACCCUCUGGAGUGGAGCGUGCAGGAAGUGGUCCAGUUCAUCACCAGCACCGACUGCGCGUCGUCGGCCAGCAUUUUCCAGGAGCAGGACAUCGACGGCCAGGCCAUGCUGCUGCUGACGCUGCCCACCGUGCAGGAGUGCAUGGACCUGAAGCUCGGGCCCGCCAUCAAGCUGUGCCACCACAUUGAGCGCGUCAAGGUGGCUUUCUACAGACAGUACGCCAACUGAGCCCGCUUUUUUUCGGGAACUCUUCCCAAAGCUGUGAGAGAAGCUUCCAAAACGUGCCGGAAAGGCCGUUUUUUUUUUUUGUUGAGGAAUUCAGUUUUCAUUUCCUGGUCGAGGAGCACUUGGGCGUUGAAUUGAAACGCAAUGCGGCCCAUUCGUUGAUAUAUUUGGAGUAUUUAUUGCCGUGCUCACUUUAUGAGGCUUUAUUUACUGUUCUCCGGGAAGUUUUUAAUUUAUUGCACAAACUUUACGCAUUCCCAAGUGUCGCUCCUUUCGUUGGCUGCGUUAACUCCGAACCGACCGACUGCUGUUUUUGUGUGUUCAUCUUCUAUGCAAAUGUCUUGUUUGCUGAGGUUUUGGUCAGCGAGGAAUUAAAAAUUUCUAUUCAUUUGUA
This is a messenger RNA of Hippocampus comes (tiger tail seahorse), 3197 nucleotides long. It is a transcript of the gene sfmbt2, whose product is annotated as Scm like with four mbt domains 2. Lineage: Eukaryota; Metazoa; Chordata; Actinopteri; Syngnathiformes; Syngnathidae. Bases 149 to 2806 code for a protein of 885 amino acids. Gene Ontology annotation, cellular component: nucleus. The record is from RefSeq and is a predicted model, not a curated record. The transcript has 21 exons. Gene Ontology annotation, biological process: negative regulation of DNA-templated transcription. Gene Ontology annotation, molecular function: histone binding; transcription corepressor activity; chromatin binding.